UCAAAGCCAGAAAAUCCUUAAAUUUAAAGACAUACGGUGAUAGAGGAUGGUAAGGAAUCCAUUUAGGACUCCACUGGAGUAGCUCUAAAGGGCGCGAUUAACGGUGGUCUCCUUUUUGAAAAGGGCAGACAGAGCCUCAAAUGGAAGCCGGCAAUUCGACCGUUGCCGCGUCAAGGUUGAAGAGGGAAGAUUGCGAGCGCACCACAAACGACUCUCGCUUCUCCCCUUGGAAGAUACUAGUUGGCCCUUCUGAUUGGAAAGACCAUUCGCUGGGCAAAGAAGGAGCUGAAAGAUACAGAGUUCAUAACCUUCCCGAAAAGGAGAGUCCCGGUGUCUAUGAACUCGGGGUUUCCGGUUGUAGCAGCCAAGGCCAUGAGAUUGGGAAGCAUGACCCAGGCUGCAUAGUCCCGGUGUACCUUGGACAAGCUGAUAAUGUGAGGACUCGACUUCAGCAAUACGGUCGUUCAGGUGCUCAUUUGGGCAAGGAGUUUGAGGACUUACUGUCAAGAGGCAACUCCAUUGCGUAUAGAUGGGCUUCUUUGGAAAACCAAAGCGACGCACUGAAAACAGAAAAUCGGCGGCUUGGUACAUAUAAUUAUGCAUGGAAUAGAAACAAUAAUGGAGCAAGGCGCCCUGAUGAUGUCCAUCAAAAACUCAAGGAGAUAACUUCCAGUCAGAAGAAAGUGGGCAUCAGAAUUGAGUCAAGCAAACCAAUUUCAACGGGUGACAAAUUCGGUGCUUAUGAUGACAAGGAUAUCGACAACUCCCCUUUUCAGGUCUUCAAGCUCAGCAGAGCACAGCCUAGGUUGGUUUCAUAUAGAAGCAUUACUGAGGAGAAUACUGGUAUAAUUUGUGGGGUGGAUGUAGGAGAUGGUUCUGUUUGCAGAACAACACCAGUUCCCGGAAGACAGAGGUGUGCUGAACACAAAGGGAUGAGGAUUAAGGGGUCAACCGGAGUUGGGAUAUCAAACAGCAAUGUCGACUCACAGUGCGGCUUUAUUAGCAACUAUGAUCCAGUAGAGUCUUGCAUAUUCAUCUUGGCUGAUGGAUCAUCUUGUCGAAGGCAUCCUAUUCAAGGGCGGAAAAUGUGUUAUCAGCAUAAAGGGAGAAGAAUUUAGAAACCCUAAACUUGGGGACUUCACAAUCCGUCUGGUUCGCCUAGGCGCUAGGCCCCAGCCCGCUUCCGAUUAGCGCCUAGCGUGUUUAGAACCUUGCUACAGUGGUUGUUUUAUCUUCCUUAAAUUAAUUAUAUAAAGUGGAGAAUGCAGGUUUCAAUUUGUUGUUGCUUGCUAUUUAUGCCUAGGAAAUAAUGUUGCAGCUUUAUCUAUUGGUGCAUGCCCUUUAAUUCAAUGUUG
Messenger RNA from Malus domestica (apple), 1355 nucleotides. RefSeq names its product protein EFFECTOR OF TRANSCRIPTION 2-like. The record is from RefSeq and is a predicted model, not a curated record. NCBI's taxonomy places the organism in Eukaryota, Viridiplantae, Streptophyta, Magnoliopsida, Rosales, Rosaceae. Gene Ontology annotation, molecular function: DNA binding. Gene Ontology annotation, biological process: regulation of DNA-templated transcription.